Messenger RNA from Hippopotamus amphibius kiboko, 2109 nucleotides. RefSeq names its product USH1 protein network component harmonin (gene USH1C). Gene Ontology annotation, biological process: inner ear auditory receptor cell differentiation; inner ear receptor cell stereocilium organization; inner ear morphogenesis. Gene Ontology annotation, molecular function: protein binding. The record is from RefSeq and is a predicted model, not a curated record. Bases 32 to 1687 code for a protein of 551 amino acids. Gene Ontology annotation, cellular component: cilium; stereocilia ankle link complex; stereocilium tip. The transcript is spliced from 21 exons. NCBI's taxonomy places the organism in Eukaryota, Metazoa, Chordata, Mammalia, Artiodactyla, Hippopotamidae.
UGUGUAGCAGGCGGCUCGAUCUGGCCCAGCCAUGGACCGGAAGGUGGCCCGAGAAUUCCGGCACAAGGUGGAUUUUCUGAUUGAAAAUGAUGCAGAAAAGGACUAUCUCUAUGAUGUGUUGCGGAUGUACCACCAGACCAUGGACGUGGCCGUGCUUGUGGGAGACCUGAAGCUGGUCAUCAACGAGCCCAGCCGCCUGCCCCUGUUUGAUGCCAUCAGGCCUCUGAUCCCACUGAAACACCAAGUGGACUACGACCAGCUGACUCCCCGGCGCUCCAGGAAGCUGAAAGAGGUGCGUCUGGACCGGCUGCAUCCUGAAGGCCUCGGCCUCAGUGUGCGUGGUGGCCUUGAGUUCGGCUGCGGGCUCUUCAUCUCCCACCUCAUCAAAGGCGGCCAGGCAGACAGCGUCGGGCUCCAGGUAGGGGACGAGAUCGUCCGGAUCAAUGGGUAUUCCAUCUCCUCCUGCACCCACGAGGAGGUCAUCAACCUCAUCCGCACCAAGAAGACUGUGUCCAUCAAAGUGAGACACAUUGGCCUGAUCCCUGUGAAGAGCUCUCCUGACGAGCCCCUCAAAUGGCAGUAUGUGGAUCAGUUUGUGUCAGAAUCUGGGGGUGGGCGGAGCAGCCUGGGCUCCCCCGGCAGUCAGGAAAACAAGGAGAAGAAGGUUUUCAUCAGCCUGGUGGGCUCCCGGGGCCUUGGCUGCAGCAUUUCCAGCGGCCCUACCCAGAAACCUGGCAUCUUCAUCAGCCACGUGAAGCCUGGCUCCUUGUCUGCCGAGGUGGGGCUGGAGACAGGGGACCAGAUUGUCGAAGUCAAUGGCAUUGACUUCUCUAACCUGGACCACAAGGAGGCCGUGAACGUGCUGAAGAGUAGCCGCAGCCUGACCAUCUCCAUCGUAGCUGGAGCUGGCCGGGAGCUGUUCAUGACAGACCGGGAGCGGCUGGCAGAGGUCCGGCAGCGUGAGCUGUGGCGGCAGGAGCUCCUGAUGCAGAAGCGGCUGGCGAUGGAAUCCAACAAGAUCCUCCAGGAGCAGCAGGAGAUGGAGCGGCAAAGGAAAAAGGAAAUUGCCCAGAAGGCAGCAGAGGAAAAUGAAAGAUACCGGAAGGAGAUGGAGCAGAUCAUGGAGGAGGAAGAAAAGUUUAAGAAGCAGUGGGAAGAAGACUGGGGCCCAAAGGAACAGCUGCUGUCACCGAAAACCAUCACCGCCGAGGUGCACCCAGUACCCCGUCACAAGCCAAAGUAUGAUCUGGGAGUGGACCCCGAGUUUGACCCAGCAGAUGACCUGGACGGAGGCUCGGAAAAGCAGGGAGAGCAGGAUUUCCGGAAAUAUGAGGAAGGCUUUGACCCCUACUCCAUGUUCACCCCAGAACAGAUCGUAGGAAAGGAUGUCCGGCUCCUGCGCAUUAAGAAGGAGGGAGCCUUAGACCUGGCCCUGGAAGGCGGUGUGGACUCCCCGAUCGGGAAGGUGGUCAUCUCGGCUGUUUACGAGGGUGGAGCCGCUGAGCGGCACGGUGGCAUUGUGAAAGGGGAUGAGGUCAUGGCCAUCAAUGGCAAGAUCGUGACGGACUACACCCUGGCUGAGGCUGAGGCUUCCCUGCAGAAGGCCUGGAAUCAGGGGGACUGGAUGGACCUCGUCAUUGCCGUCUGUCCCCCCAAGGAGUAUGACGAUGAGCUGACCUUCUUCUGAAGUUCAGAGGAGACACCAAAUUCACCCCUAGAAGCUCUGGACCCACCCUCCUGAACACCAUGCCUGGAGCCGGCUGAGACACACCAGCCAGCAGGCUCCCUGGAAACCCACAGCUGGCACCCAGAGAUAGAAAAAUUCCCUCUGGCCCUGAAGUAGGGCUGCAUAAGGAACACCUUGGGCCUCCUUUCUGAAGGCCAACAUGGAAUGAGGGAGCAGCCAGGUGUUCUGAAGAGGCCCCUGUGAUCUAGACUCUCUUGUCCUUCCUCUGGCGCUGUGAAUCUAGGAGACUCCCCCCUUGAACUCUACUAGGACCUAACUCUUGGGUCUCUCUCUCCAUCCCUCUCCUCUCCUGCUCUCAUGGCUGCUAAGAUUGAUGCCACAAUCUUACCCUGAACUCAUUAAUAAAAUAAACAAACUUCUUU